Onychostruthus taczanowskii (white-rumped snowfinch) is the source of this 4380-nucleotide messenger RNA. It is a transcript of the gene PHF8, whose product is annotated as PHD finger protein 8. The record is from RefSeq and is a predicted model, not a curated record. Gene Ontology annotation, molecular function: transcription coregulator activity; histone demethylase activity. NCBI's taxonomy places the organism in Eukaryota, Metazoa, Chordata, Aves, Passeriformes, Passeridae. The coding region runs from base 1036 to 3756 and encodes 906 amino acids. The transcript is spliced from 20 exons. Gene Ontology annotation, biological process: protein demethylation; regulation of transcription by RNA polymerase II.
GCCCUCUCCCUCCCCGUUUCCGCGUUUGAAUAAAACUUUCCCGGGCGGCCCGGAGCGCGCGGAGGCCGCGGCGGCGGCGGCAGCACCGGGCCCGGGGCCGGCAGCGGCGGCGGCGACCUGGCGGCGGCGGAGGAGCGGCCGCGAGAAGCGCUGGGCCUUGCCGGGGCGGGCUGCGGCCUAGUCGGGAGGUGGCGGUGGGGGGGGCGCAGGCCUCGCGGUAUCCCGCAGGCCUCGGGGGGGAUCCCGCCGGCCUUGAGGAGGUGUCGGCGGCUUUUUGGGGAUCCCCAAAGCUUUUAAGGGGUCCCGGGGGUCUUUGGGGGCGUCCCGGCGACCCCACAGCGCGGGGGGAGGGGGCGGCCGAGACCCCACGGACGCUGUGAGGGGACCCCGGGCCCGGCGGCGCUUUUGGGGGUUCCCACACGCUAUAGGGGCGGGGGAGACCCUGUGGGUGCAUUUUUGGGGGGCUCUGGGCCGUAUAAAGCCUCGGGGAGGGGGUCCCAGAGCCCUGGCGACCCUUGGAGGGGUUUCCCUACACCUCUAGACCCUUUUGGGGGAGGUCUUAGGCCCUCAUCAAUACCUGAGGGGGAUCCCAAGUCUCUGCAGGCCCUUUUGGGGUGCCCCCGGCCCGUAUAGGGUUUUUUGGGGGGUCGUGCCCCUCAGUUCCCCUCAGGGUCCUCCACAGGCCGCGUUUUGGGGGGGCUUUGGGGGUGUUUGUAGGGGAGCAGCCUAGGGGUUGGUUUUUGGGUUUUUUUUUUGAGUGGUUUUUUUUUGAGGGAGUUGUUUGGGGGGUAUUUUUGGGGUGUUUUUUGAGCCUGAUUUUGGGGUUUUGCUGAAGCUGUUUCUGGGUGUUUUUGAGGCUGUUUUGGUGGGGUUUUUUUUUGAGGUUGCUUUUGGUGUGUUCUUGAGAGUGUUUUUCUGGGUUGGUUUUUUCUUUGGAGGGGAUUUUCGGGGGUCUGGCGGGCAGCACGCGGAUGUCCCGGGCCGGGGGGGGUCGCGGGGGUCCGUAGGGUCGGGGGUCGCCCCGGGGGCCCGGCCAUGGCCUCGGUGCCCGUGUACUGCCUGUGCCGCCUGCCCUACGAUGUGACCCGCUUCAUGAUCGAGUGCGAUGGCUGUCAGGACUGGUUCCAUGGCAGCUGCGUGGGGGUGGAGGAGGAGGCGGCGGCGGAGAUCGACCUGUACCACUGCCCCCAGUGCGCCGUGCUCAGGGGGCCUUCCGUCAUGAAGCGGCGCCGUGGCCCGGCCAAGGCCCCGGAGCAGGACCCCGGCCGUCCGGCCCGGACCGGCAGUGCCCAGUUCAUCCGGGAGCUGCGGGGCCGCACCUUCCCCAGUGCGGACGAGGUGCUGCUGCGGCCCAGCGGGGCCCAGCUGACCGUGGAGUACCUGGAGGAGAACAGCUUCAGCGUGCCCAUCCUGGUGGCACGGCACGAGGGGCUGGGCAUGACCCUGCCCCCCCCGUCCUUCACCCCCCGCGACGUCCUGCACCACGUUGGAGCUGACAAAGUGGUGGCCGUGCUGGACGUGGGCCGCCAGGCCGAGCUGCGCAUGCGCCUCGGGGACUUCGUGGCCUACCUGGGGGGACCCCGGCGCGAGCGCGUCCUCAGCGUCACCGGCCUGGAGUUCUCAGACACGCGGCUGUCGAACCUGGUGCAGACCCCGCGGAUCGUGCGGAAGCUCUCGUGGGUGGAGAACCUGUGGCCGGGGGAGUCGGCGCGGGAGCGGCCGAGCGUGCAGAAAUUCUGCCUGAUGGGGGCCAAGGACAGCUACAGCGACUUCCACAUCGACUGCGGGGGCACCUCGGCCUGGUACCACGUGCUCAGGGGUGAGCAGAUCUUUUACCUGGCGCGUCCCUCGGCCGCCAACCUGGCGCUGUUCGAGGCCUGGAGCAGCUCCCGGAACCAGCCCGAGCUCUUCUUCGGGGACCAGGUGGAUCGGUGCUUCCGGUGCCACCUGCGCCAGGGACAGACCCUCUUCAUCCCCACAGGCUGGAUCCACGCUGUGCUGACCCCCGUGGACUCUCUGGCCUUCGGGGGGCACUUCCUGCACAGCCUCAACAUCGGCAUGCAGCUCCGGGCGUAUGAGCUGCAGCGUCGCCUCAACACCCCUGACCUGGCCAAGUUCCCCAAUUUUGAGACCAUCUGCUGGUACGUGGGGAGGCACCUGCUGGACACCUUCCGAGGGCUGCGAGAGAACCGUCGGCACCCCGCUGCCUAUUUGGUGCUGGGAGCCCGAGCCCUGACCGGGGCCUUCCGAGCCUGGACCCGCCGAGAGGUUCUGGCAGAGCAUGAGCAGGAGAUCCCCGAGACCGUCCGGCCGGGGCAGCUGAUCAAGGAACUGGGCAGGGAGAUCCGGUUGGCAGAGGAACUGUUCCAGCAGAGCACGGGGAUGUCGGGGACCCCCUUUGGGCCCCCCUGGGGCGUUCCAGCCCCCAAAAAGGGGGGGCUCCGCAAGCCCCCCCCCAACUCCCGCCCCCCUGACGAUGGGGGGACCCCGAACCCCCCCCCAGUCCCCCCCGACCCCUGCUCCCCCCCCAGCUCUCCCCUGGACCUGGACUCGGAGGAGGAGCUGCAGAUCGACGAGACCCCCCCGCGGCGGGGCCCGCGCCGCCUGCCCCGGCUCCCCCGGAAGCUGCCUCGGGCCAAGCCCUGCUCUGACCCCAACCGGGUGCGGGAGCCGGGGGAGGUCGACUUCGACAUCGAGGAGGAUUACACCACUGACGAGGAGGACGAGGGGGGCGCGGGGGGCAGCGCUGGGAUCCUGGACCUGCUCAAGGCCAGCCGGCAAGUGGGGGGCUCCGAGUACCCCCGGCUCCCCCGGAAGCUGCCUCGGGCCAAGCCCUGCUCUGACCCCAACCGGGUGCGGGAGCCGGGGGAGGUCGACUUCGACAUCGAGGAGGAUUACACCACUGACGAGGAGGACGAGGGGGGCGCGGGGGGCAGCGCUGGGAUCCUGGACCUGCUCAAGGCCAGCCGGCAAGUGGGGGGCUCCGAGUACCCCCAGCUCAGCGAGGCCCCCGCCUCCCCCAGCACACGCGAGGCCAUCCAGGGCAUGCUCUGCAUGGCCAACCUCCCUGCAGGGACCCCUCUGGGACCCCCAAACUGGUGGGGAGGGGGUGGGGGCACCGAAAGGGGGGGUCCUGGGGGGUCUGGGGGACCCCGCAGAGCCCCCCCUGCCCCCCGGAGCACCGACAGCGAGGCUGAGGGGAGCCUGGACGAGCAGGACAGCCUGGGGGCCUGCUUCAAGGAUGCUGAGUACAUUUAUCCCUCACUGGAGUCGGACGAGGACGACCCCGCCCUGAAAUCGCUCCCCAAAAAGAAGAAGGUGACGGACGACGCCCCCUGGAGCCCCAAAGCCCGGGUGACGCCGUCGCUGCCCCGGCAGAGCCGCCCGGUGCGGGAGGGGACGCGCGUGGCCUCGGUGGAGACCGGGCUGGCGGCAGCCGCUGCCAAACUGGCCCAGCAGGUGAACUGGGAGCACUGGGAGGAACUGGGAACACUGAGGGGGGGCACACACGUUUUGGGGGUUCUGGGGUGGUUUGGGGAGGUUAUGGGGUGGUUCUGGGGUGGUUUUGGGGGGUUCGGGGGUGGUUUCGAGGGUUCUGGGGUGGUUUCGGGGGGUCUCUUUGAGCUCUGUCCCCCCAAUCCCGGUGACAUUCCCGACCCCCCCGCAGGGAAGCGCCCCCGGAAGGGUUUGGCCACAGCCAAGCAGCGCCUGGGCCGGAUCCUCAAAAUCCACCGCAACGGGAAACUGCUGCUCUGAGGGCGGGGCCGGCCACGCCCUGCCAGGCUCCGCCCACCGCAGGCUGAACGAUGAACUAUGGGCGGGGCUGGUGCAGAAAGGGGCGGGGCCUGAUGGAGCCGUGCCUAUCAGAACAAGGUUGUGCUGGCUAAAAGGGCGUGGCUCUUUUUAGGCUCCACCCCUUCAGGUGUUGCUCCACCUGACCCCUCUGAGGCCACACCCACAAUGUGGAUUCAGAUGAGACCACACCCAUCACGGCCCAAGCCACGCCCAUUGGUAAUGUAGGGUAAAACACGGGCGUGGCUAUGAUAAUCCACGCCCACAUAGAUACAGACCACGCCCACAAAGGGUGGAGCUGCAUCCCAGCUCUUCCCACCACGGUUCCCACCUUCCCAUUGGCUGUGGAUGGGCUGGGGGCGGGGCUUUCUCGUUUCCCGCCUCCAGGAGCUCAGGCGAUUGGACAAGCCCCGCCCCACAGCUGCGGGAGGGGCGGAGCCAUCUUUGAUUGGUCUCCACUGGGUUUUUUUGCCCCUCCCCUAGGUGUCUUCAGGUUGAUUGAUGGGGCGGGGCUGCUUCCCAUUGGCUGCCCCUGUUUUGUAGGCGUGUCCUGAGGCUGCGGCCCCGCCCCCCUCCUUUUGUAUUUGU